Messenger RNA from Nannochloropsis gaditana CCMP526, 199 nucleotides. RefSeq lists its product as uncharacterized. The record is from RefSeq and is a predicted model, not a curated record. The transcript has a single exon. The annotation marks the transcript as partial.
CAGACUCCCGACCCGUCAAAGCCAAACACUUGGACGCCCUCCUCUCCAUCACGUACCAGACGCCGGCCUCGCUCGACCCUUUCCCCCCCAUCCUUCGGAAAUUGUGGGCGAAAAUGCGGGAAGGCGAUGCCCGGAUCACCCUGAAAGCCCUCUACGUCCUGCACCGCUUCGCCGCCAACGGGGCUGUCGAACAGUCAGG